UCUGAUUCCAAACUGACUACUACUUCUUUAGUCUCGAAGUCUCAACUCUCUACAACAGCUGUAGCAUGUAAGGCAGUAAGGGGCAGUAGCAGAAACAAAAGCAUGAAUCGAUCAUUUUUUUAGUUUACGCCCUCAGCUCUAAUACAGCUAAAAAAACCUUAUCUUCUCCGGACCGCAUAUCCCCCUGGCCACCUAGAGAGAGAGAGAAAACCUCCGCUUACUAACCCUCCUCCCUUCUCAAAAAACAUGGCGACGCUUCAUCUCUGCAUUUCUCCAGCACUGGCACACAAGUACCGACCCACCAACCGCUCUGCCUUCAGCUUCAAGCCACACCGUCUCGAACCAGUCAGCCACUCCUUGUCUACCGUAAUUCGGUCUUACAAGGUGACAAUCGAGCACGACAGUCGCGCCACAACCAUCGAUGUAGACCCAGAUGAAACUAUCCUCGCCAAGGCACUGGACUCCGGCUUGACCGUCCCACAUGACUGUAAGCUUGGUGUGUGCAUGACGUGUCCGGCUCGACUGGUGAGCGGCGAGGUUGAUCAGAGCGAAGGCAUGCUCAGUGACGAUGUCGUUGAACGCGGGUACACACUGCUCUGUGCUUCUUACCCUCGAUCUGAUUGUCACAUUCGGACCAUCCCUGAAGAAGAAUUGCUGUCGCUGCAAUUGGCAACUGCAAAUGAUUAGGUGCAAAGCAGCGAAUGUCUGUACCUAUUACUUCCCCCCUCCCCCUUUUUUGUAAUUUGGACACUUGGAGAGAAUAAUAGAAUGAAGCUUGUUUUUUUUAGUUCCACAACCUCUACUGCAGUUGUUUAUGAGUUUUGAGAGAGAAAUAGAUUGAUUGAAGAUUAUUAGUUUUGUUA
Nelumbo nucifera (sacred lotus) is the source of this 863-nucleotide messenger RNA. RefSeq names its product 2Fe-2S ferredoxin-like superfamily protein (gene FDC1). Gene Ontology annotation, biological process: electron transport chain. The record is from RefSeq and is a predicted model, not a curated record. Gene Ontology annotation, cellular component: chloroplast. Gene Ontology annotation, molecular function: 2 iron, 2 sulfur cluster binding; electron transfer activity. NCBI's taxonomy places the organism in Eukaryota, Viridiplantae, Streptophyta, Magnoliopsida, Proteales, Nelumbonaceae.